GUUUUACCGAAUCUCGGACCACGUGCUCGUACGGAUGAAAUACGAAUCCGCCCAUAGAUGGCUUCCGGACUGUCGUUCCGUAUUUGUUCUUUGCUGGAUCAGUAACCAGCUACUUAACGUUACUUAAGUUCUGAGAAUUACAUCGUCCUCCCUUAUCUUCCAAAAUGGCUGCGAGGUUCUUGAAGAAAGUGGUUACAAACACAGUGCCUUUCACACGCCAUUAUAGCAGUGAAGUGAGAACUGUUACCCUCAUCCCUGGAGAUGGAAUAGGGCCAGAAAUUUCAGCAGCAGUGCAGAAAAUAUUCGCCGCUGCCAAUGUGCCAAUUCAAUGGGAAAGUGUGGACGUUACUCCAGUCCGUGGACCAGAUGGCAAAUUUGGCAUUCCACAAGCCGCUAUCGACUCAGUUAACAAACAUCAGGUGGGCCUUAAAGGUCCCUUGAUGACACCUGUUGGCAAAGGACAUAGAUCUCUUAAUUUAGCUUUACGCAAGGAAUUUAACCUUUAUGCAAAUGUACGACCAUGCCGGUCAUUGGAAGGUUACAAAACCUUGUAUGAUAAUGUAGAUGUUAUAACUAUACGAGAAAACACAGAAGGAGAAUACUCAGGAAUUGAACAUGAAAUUGUUGAUGGAGUUGUACAAAGUAUUAAGUUGAUUACAGAAGAAGCUUCCACUCGUGUUGCUGAAUUUGCCUUCCAGUAUGCAAAGGAAAAUGGCAGGCACAAAGUGACAGCUGUUCACAAGGCUAAUAUUAUGAGAAUGUCUGAUGGUUUGUUUCUGCGAUGCUGUCGUGAUCAAGCUGAAAAGCAUCCAGAUGUCAAAUUUGAAGAGAAAUAUCUGGACACAGUAUGCCUUAACAUGGUGCAGGAUCCAGGACUGUAUGAUGUGCUAGUCAUGCCAAACUUAUAUGGUGACAUCCUGUCUGAUAUGUGUGCUGGCCUUAUUGGUGGCUUAGGUCUUACACCAAGUGGCAACAUUGGACUAAAUGGUGCACUGUUUGAAUCUGUCCAUGGAACAGCUCCUGACAUUGCUGGGCAAGACAAAGCUAACCCCACUGCACUUCUUUUAUCAGCUGUAAUGAUGUUAAGAUACAUGAAGCUUGUAAAACAUGCGGAUUUGAUAGAAAAUGCAUGCUUGGAUGUUAUAAAGGAAGAAAAGUUCCGCACGGGUGACUUGGGUGGUAAUGCCAAGUGUUCUGAAUUUACCAAUGAAAUUUGUCGCAGAGUAGAAAACAGAGGGUAAAACAUGAUGUUUUGUAGAUAAUCAGUCACUAGAGCAGUAUUUUAAAGAAACUAGAAGCUAAUUUAUAGGAAUACUUCCUUUGACUGGACAGGAACUUUUCCUUUAAUGAGGUUUCUUUAUGUCAUGUGGUGCAUUACAUAGUCAAGUAGGACAAAAUUUCAUGAUCAUUGUACAGUAAUUGUUAGUUUGGAGUAAAAGCAAUGCUAAUUUAUUAUGAAUCUGUAUAUAGACUUUGAGCUGGCUCGUUGUUCUAAGGAAGGAAAAGGCCCAAGUGCAAAAAAUAUAUUGCUGCAUUAUCUCGUAUGAAAUGUAGCUGGCUACAACCUUUGUUUUAAAUAAUUUUCCACGCAAGUGAAAAUAUUUUCACUAGAACCAUUUUUUUGAGAAAUCAACUUGCUCUUUGGUCAGUGCACCAAAAAAUUGUUAUUUUUAUUUUAAAAGGUCUACAAAUGUUGCUCUUAUUUAUUUGAUUAGUGUAAGUUUGACUAAGGUUUGAUCAUUCUGAUAUUUAUAUAUGCAGUGACAAUACAUAAUCAGUGAAGUACAUGGAGUUUGUGAAAUGACUUGCCUGAUACAUUCAGCACCUGUGUGCUCGACUAUGUAAUUUAUUGUUGAAUAAAGCAUAACAUACAAUUAUUAA
Messenger RNA from Gryllus bimaculatus (two-spotted cricket), 1881 nucleotides. NCBI's taxonomy places the organism in Eukaryota, Metazoa, Arthropoda, Insecta, Orthoptera, Gryllidae. The record is from the annotation of a GenBank genome assembly.